Molecule: messenger RNA, 969 nt
Organism: Stereum hirsutum FP-91666 SS1
Lineage: Eukaryota; Fungi; Basidiomycota; Agaricomycetes; Russulales; Stereaceae
Exons: 1
Coding region: 1-969 (322 amino acids)
Source: RefSeq, a predicted model, not a curated record
AUGCGUCUCACCCACUACACCGCUCUCCUCUCCUCCGUCUCACUCGCCAUCGCAGUGUCCAUCCCCGAGCGCCGUGAACCGAACCUCAUCCCCAACCUCGUCUCCGGCCUUUCCUCCGACAUCGCUCCCAUCACUUCAGUCGUCGGCUCACUCCUCUCCGACGUCCUCCCCACCGCUACGGCCCUCUCCCCUUCACUGUCCGACGUCGGCGCCACCACGCCCGUCCUUUCCUCCGAUAUCGCCUCCGUAACGUCCAGCGUCGUCAACAGUAACAACAACCGCAACUUCAUCCCUCCGUUUUCGAACAGCGACUUCACAGGCGGCAUUGGGCCGUUCACUUCGGCGCUGGGGUCGAUCCUCUCGGGGGCGUUCCCUACGCAUUCUAGGCAUCACCAUUCUUCCGCGUAUGCGUCUGCUACGUCCGACACUGCGUCUUUCACUUCGGACGUAUCGACUUCUCUUCCUACCUCCACCGCCGAGUCAACCUCCACCUCUCUGACGACCUCCACGUUCUCCUCCGACACCAUCUCCGUCACUUCAGACGUCGGCUCUUUCACCUCCGACGUCCCCGCCUCCGCCACCAUUUCAGCCUCCGUCUCCCUUUUACUCUCGGACUCCGUCCCGACCAGCGAGGCAACGAUCGUCACAAUGAAUAAACGCGGGCUCAUUCCUUCCAUCCUCUCCGACGUCACCUCUGACCUUGGCCCCGUCACGUCCGCCGUGGGCGCUAUCCUGUCCGGCGUUGUCCCCACCGCUACAGGCGGCCUUUCCUCAGUCAUUGCCACCGCCACUGGCGAUAUAUCAUCCGUUGCUGGCGCCCUCUCUUCAGACGUCGCAUCCGUCACAGGCGAUGUCUCUUCUGUCCCGGAUGCGCUCUCUUCUGCCGUGGCUUCCGUUACCGCAGGAGUUGAGAAUGUGACGUCGAAUGUUGCGAGUGUUGCUUCGGGUGUUGUUUCUACGGUUAUAUAG